This is a messenger RNA of Microplitis demolitor, 2015 nucleotides long. RefSeq names its product conserved oligomeric Golgi complex subunit 8 (gene Cog8). Gene Ontology annotation, biological process: intra-Golgi vesicle-mediated transport. The coding region runs from base 119 to 1921 and encodes 600 amino acids. Gene Ontology annotation, cellular component: COG complex. The record is from RefSeq and is a predicted model, not a curated record. NCBI's taxonomy places the organism in Eukaryota, Metazoa, Arthropoda, Insecta, Hymenoptera, Braconidae. The transcript has 5 exons.
UUUUUUAAUAGAGUUAAAAAUGCCAACAUUACAAUUUUAUUUAUUUACAAAAAAGUAUAAUUUAUCGAUGCAUAAUUAAAAUAAGUACUCAUUCUCUAUAUUUAAUUACCAGUAAACAAUGGAUAUCGAAACAGAAAAAGUUAUAGAAUUAGUAUUUCCUAAUGGAAUAUCUGAUUCUUGGAAAGACAAUCCAGAUUUUUAUCAAUAUUUAACAAAACUUGGUGGCUUGGAUGUUGACCAACUGAACAAAGAACCAGAUCAUUUGACAGAUGAAAAAAAUUUGGCAUUACAAAACACUCAAGAACUAGCCUAUUCAAAUUAUAAAACGUUCAUCCAGACAGCUGACAACUGUCAUGAGAUAUUCCGGGAGUUCAAUUCAAGCGAAAAUCACUUGGAUAAUUUAUUAAAAAAGAUUCCAGUGUUUGUUGAAAAGUGUCAGUCAUUUUGUGAUAAAUCCAAGGAAAUAAACACUCACAGGCGCCUGAAUGACUUGACAUUGAAGAAAAGUGCCGAGAUACUGGAGAUCUUGGAGAUGCCGCAGCUGAUGGAAACCUGCUUACGUAGCAGCCAAUACAAUGAAGCUUUGGAAUUAUCGCAAUACGCUCGACAACUAGGGUCCAAGCAUAGCGAUAUUCCCGUCGUCCAGUCAGUAGUCCAAGACAUUGAGAACAGCUGGUCCGGAAUGGUCGGCCAGGUUGUCGGAUCACUUCGUGGAGACCUACCUCUGGCCAAGUGUCUUCAGCUAGUGGGUUUGCUUCGUUCUAUGGAUGCUUUCACAGAAGCCGAGCUGCGUAUUAAAUUUUUACAAGCUCGUGACAGCUGGUUCCAAGGUCUGCUCAACGCAAUACCCAAAGAAGACUCUAAUUUUCAUCUUACUAAGACCAUCGAGCUCUCGCGUAUUCAUUUAUUCAACAUAAUUACUCAGUACAGAGCUAUGUUCAACGACGAUGAUCAUUUGAUCGUCAAUCGUGACAACGUUAUCAAUGAAGCCGCUAUUUUUCCUCACUGGCUUGAAGAAAAAUUGUCACAAUUCCUUUCGACUUUGGAGCAGGACCUACCUCAUGUUACUUCUGUUGAUUCAAUUCUGGGACAGUGCACGUACUUCGGGUUAUCUUUUGGCAGAGUCGGUGCUGAUUUUACCACUAGAAUGUCCAUGAUAUUCAUCCAAGUUAUCAGCAGCAAAUUUAUAAAAAAUGUUAAUUCGGCUACGAAGAAAUUCGAUAAAGACAUGGAGACUUUUACGUUGAUUAAUAAAAUUCAUCGUACUGAUAUUAAAGCUGAGACACAAAUUAAAUCUGAAAAUCCACCAGAUCAACUAGUAAACUUUUAUCCACUAGCCGAGUACUGCAAUGGAUUAAUUUCAACUUUCAAUGAAUUGAGAUUGUGCUCGCCGGUAGCUUUAUCCGAAUUCUGUACUUCUGCAAUCGAAGAAUCGUUACUGAGUGUCGCAAGAGGAAUCUUAGUAUUUUAUAAACAAGAACAACAGGCUUUUGCUACUACUGAAAGAGAAAAUAUGAUCAAGUUUGUUGAAUGCUUCAGUGAUCAACUGAUUCCAUAUGUUCAGUUUUGUUUGCACGCUAUUUUUCCGCCAGUUCAAGUGGCGGCUCAUUUGGGAAUAACUGUCAAUCAUUUACAGAAAGAGGGAAUAACGUAUUUAGAGCGUAAAAAAAUUAUCGAACCACUAGUUUCGUUGUUGCCUAUAAAAAGUAUUGUACAAGAUUCAUUAGUCCCAAUAACUUUGGCAGAACCUUUGAGUCAAAACUCUAGUCCAUCGACGACAGCAUCAUCAUCAUUAUCAGUUGAAAAAAUUCCUGAGACAACUGAGAUGACUAAUGAAAAAGAAUCUAAAGCUGAAGUUGAAUACGUGACGAAUGAAACUCAAGAUCAAGAUAAUAAAUUACAAAAAAAUGAAAAAGAAUAAAAUUAAAAAUUAAUUUUUUAACUGUAAAUAAAUAUUCAUGUACUGUUCACAUUUUACAAAUAUAAUAUGAAUUUAUAAUUAAAUUAAAAUUAUU